AUGGCAGACUACAGCAAGCAGACGGUCGCGCAAUUGCGGCAGCUGUUGAAGGAUCGUAGUAUACCGAGUACCGGCCUGACACGAAAAGCGCAGAUUAUCGAGAAGUUGCAAGAGGCAGACGGUGCUGAAGCCUCGAGUUCUGCUCAAAUUUCCAAUGCGCACCACGCGAUUACCGAGAACGCAGACGCGCCGCCCGAUCCGGUGGAGCAGGUCAAGGAAGAAGUUGGUCAUGGCGACACUGCUGGCAGAGAGAAUGCUCCGGGACCCGCGCUUUCUGAGGCUGGAGAACCAGAGCAACUGAACCACGAAAACGAGUCGAAACCACCACCCGUACCUGCAGCGACUACCGAACCCCUCCCUGAGACAAUCUCGCACAUUGACAGCAACAUUCCUCCGCCAGACCAGAUCAAGGCAAUAGAGGAGCCUAUGGAAGACGCCACCAAUAUGGACGAGCCCGGUUCGAUACAACCCGCGAGAGUCUUCAACGCGCCGCCCGCGGAUCCCGUUGGCCCAACCGUUACAGAGCCUACAGACGCGGAAGUCGAGGACGUAAAACAGGUCCAGGUUGCAGGGGACGAGCUGCCAGAUGCUCCUGGGCCGGCUGCUGAGGCGUUGCGAAUGGUGCAGCCACCAUCUGGACUUGCCGAAGACUUGCAAGAUGCAACAGCGGACGAGAAGAUGGCUUCAAUCGCAUCGGAUGAACAGCAAUCAGUAGAGAAGCCAGACACACUUGCGGUUCCAGGGUCGCCGAUGAUCGACACAUCGAGGCUGAACACAGAGGAGCUAGAUGCAGAUUCAAAGAAGAGAAAAAGAAGGAGUGGCACACCGGAGAUGGCAGCCGAGGACAUCAAGGCAAAGAAACACAAGCCAGCUCAAGAACCGGUUCCUGAAAUCCACUUGCACGAAGAUGAAGACACAGUCAUGGAGCAAAGAAGACCGGAGGAAGAGGCCGACAGCCCAACAGACGUCAAGUCACACGAAACGAACGGAAAUUGCACCCCGUCAGUCGAAGAGCAGCCACCAGCCAUGGAAGCAGAUACCAAGCGCGAGAAAAAGGAGAAGGCUGCUCGAUACAAAGACCUGGUCAAGUCCAGCGCAGACGACACUCCCCAGGAAGCCUUAAUUGACGACAGGCCUACAGUACCCGCACUUCACCCUGUAACAUCUGCUUUGUACAUUCGCAACUUUAUGCGCCCUCUACGUCCGGAGCCACUGCGAGCACACUUGAUUUCUCUUGCCUCGCCACCAUCUAGCUCACCGGACCCUACCAUAGUUGAGGAUCUUUUCCUAGAUUCGCUGAAGACGCAUGCUCUCGUACUGCUUAGUACUAAGACCGCUGCAUCACGAGUACGAGCGUCGCUCCAUGGCUCCAUCUGGCCGCCAGAGGGCAACAGGAAAGAGUUAUGGGUAGAUUUCGUUCCGGACGAGACGGUAAAAGACUGGAUCAGAGAGGAAGAGGACGCGUUGGCUGCAGAGAAAGAGGCCCGUGCAAACAAACUGCCGACUAACCCGAAGCGAUUCGAGGUUGUGUAUUCCGAAUCGAGCAAUGGUUCAGUCACAGCCGUGUUUCAAGAAGUCGGAUCGAGCGCUCCUGCAAAUGCACCACGAGGCCCACGCGCAAGCAUUGACGCACGAAGGCCAUCCAUACAACAACCACUCACACCGUCACUUUCGACCGCUCCAUCAAAAGACACACGGCAAGAUACUGAAGCCUCGUUCAAAACACUCCACGACCUGUUCAGCGCUACAGAAGCGAAACCUCAACUUUUUUACUUGCCUGUUUCAGAUGAGAUCUCCGAACUGAGACUGAAGGAAUUGGAAGCCGAGACAAGUAGAGACUGGUCACCUGGCGAGACUAGGAAAGGACGGGGUAUCAAGGCUGAGAUGAAGUACAAAUACAGUUUCGAUGAAGACGACAGGAUCAUCGAGGUUGGUGAAGAACGCGACGAGGGCUAUAGAGGUGCUCUGGUACUCAAAGAGCCUCUACCCUUCAGCGAUGAGGACGUCACAUUCCGUCUUCUUUCUCUCAACGUUUGCUGUACUCUAGCUUCAUUAGCCGUUGGCCUCUCCGUCUUCCACAUCAUGCAACACGCGCUGCACUGCCUUCGCUCAUGGGAACAAAAACACAUCAUACGCAUCCUCGCUGUCAUCCCUGUCUAUUCUUGGACCACGUUCUUCUCCUACCUUUUCCUCGGCGGUGCGGUUUACUGGGAACUUAUCCGUGAAUGCUACGCCGCCUACGCUACUGUGAGCUUCUUCACGCUUAUGUGUCACUACAUAGCACCCAAUCUUCAUGAGCAGAAAAAUUAUUUUCGCAGUGCCGAGCCGAAGAACUGGGGCUGGCCAUUGAAUUGGGUCCAGAAGCUGAGUGGUGGUGAAUAUAAAGGCUGGCUGAGGAAGCCCAGAUGCGGCGUCACUUGGUUCAACAUCAACUAUAUCGGCAUCUUCCAAUACGUUGUCCUUCGAACCAUCGUAACCAUCGUAUCCGGCGUCACGCAAUUAUUCGGUCGGCUUUGCAAAGAGGAACACAAUCCACGAUACGCAUCCACAUGGACAGCCAUAUUCGACGCCGUUUCUAUCCUUGCAGCCAUGUAUUGCAUGCACCAAGUCUACGACCAGCUCAAAGAAGAUCUCGCGCCCAACAAACCUGUUCUCAAGAUGGUAUGCGUCAAGCUGAUUGUCUUCCUUACUUAUUGGCAAACAUGGCUUAUUUCCCUGCUCAUCCGGUUUCGUGUACUACACGAAACGCGAUUCAUUUCGCUGUCCGAUAUUCAUCUUGGCAUCCCGUGUCUGCUUACAUGCGCUGAGACUUUGGUGUUUGCUAUCUUACACUACUGGGCGUUUCCGUGGAGGCAAUACGACAUUGAGCGCCUUCCAAAAUUUCCGGAGCAAGUGUACGAGUGUGGACCUAACGAAGCGCUGCUCGAGGCGGCCAGUCCUUGGGAUUACUGCUGCGCCACCGCCCGUGGCUUCCGCUGGCUAUUAUAUGGUAUUCAUUUUCGCAAUGCUAGCCUAUUUUAUGAGCCCAACUACGAAGCCCAGGGUAUCACUACAAGAGUUCGAGACGGUACGCAGUCAGAUCCUAUAUAUGAAGUUCCGAAGGGCGUUGCCCCAGCGCAGAUCAAUAUGCCCUCCAAAUCACGUGGACUGAGGACUUCGACAGGCUGCUUGACAUGCCGCAAGCGCAAAGUCAAGUGCGAUGAGAGUCAUCCGAAUUGCAAGAAUUGCGAGAGAGUCCACCGCGAGUGUGUAUAUGCUGAAAAAGCUCCUACACCCCGACGGCCACGAGCAUUAAGCGCGUAUAAACCCGACGACAUUUCAGCUACCACAGAUUCUGUGACAGGAAAUAAUGAGACCGAGCCAAGAUCUGCAGGCGUCUCAGCGCUAAGUGCAGAGCCCGUAGAACCGAUACAAUCGUGGGGACCUUUCCCCGCAGAACAGCCAGGGCUCUCCGAGAGCGUGAUACCCAACGACGACUUCUUCCUUGACGACAGUCUUUUUAAUUUCGGGGAUAGUCUGACCCCCAACUUUGGACCGGUCGAAUGGUAUGAUCUACUCGCCGAAGACGCCAUCAACAAUAUGCAAGGACAAACGCAUAGCAAUCGCUGGAAUUUCGACAUUGCUAGCCUUUCAAGAAGACAAUCACCUCGACAGUCUGUUGCUCUAGAAGCGAAUGAUAACCCUUUCAGCAACGUCGAUGUGCAUACUAUUGCGAUACCUGAGCAACCAUGGAACACAGAGACGAAGAUUGAGCUGAAACGACAAGAAUUGGUGUACUUCGAACACUACGUCAGCGUGGUAGCACCAAUACUGGACUUGUUCGACCCGGUGAAGCAUUUCGCUAAUGUUGUGCCUCAUCUUGCCUUGCAUAAUGUAGGGUUGCUGAAGUCUUUAUUGGCAGUGGGUGCCUGUCACAUGGCGCUAUUCCAGGAUCAGGAUGUAAACAACGAUGUUGCGUCACAAGCGCCGCCUGGCACACCCGCUUCAUCUGCCAGUGCAUCGCCGACAAUUCGAACGGUUGCUGAGCAAUUCUAUUACGAAACACUGCAAUACCUAUCCCAGAAUCUACUGUAUCAGUCGUAUACGAAAUCUCGCGAAAUACUCGUCACUGCUAUCAUGAUCUCGACAUAUGAAAUGUUUGGGACAGCUAGCACCUCGGAUCAUAGUAACUGGGAUCGCCAUCUGAGGGGAGCAUUCUGGAUACAACGAAAUUCUGACACAAGCGGCGAGUCUAACGAUGGCUUGCAACGAGCAGUCUGGUGGGCAUGGCUACGGCAAGACGUCUGGGCGGCUUUCCGUACUGGGCGGCCGGCACUGACAAUACACCAGCCUAGAGUGCCGAUGGGUGAACUUACAUCAGAAGGACUGGCUACACGUAUUAUAUACAUCGCAGCAAAAUGCGUACAAUUUGCUGCAACACCUAAGCAGGGUGAUAUCGCCGGAUACAUCGAAGCAGGAGAAACGUUAUUGCGGAUGCUAGACGCAUGGAAGAGUCUCCUACCGCCAAGCUUUGAGCCCAUACCCAUUCAAUCUGGACAUCAUGCAUCUUCACCGAACCCAGCGCUCGAAGCGAAUCUGACGCCAAUAUGGAUACAUCCUCCUGCGCAUGCCGCUGCUAUUCAGAUGUACCAUUUUGCACGAAUCAUAAUGGUACUCAAUCAGCCAUCUACCGGAGGUCUUAACAUGUAUCAGACACGCUUCAAGCUCCUACGCGAAAGCACUUCGACAAUUUGCGGUAUAGCAUUAGCACAGCAAUCGCAAAACUCACCCUCGGCUUUUGUUUGCUUCCAGGCUAUCUAUGCAGGUUUGUUCACCCAAUCCCGUGUAUACUAUGCCAACUGA
Messenger RNA from Alternaria burnsii, 4842 nucleotides. Its product is annotated as sap domain containing protein. Gene Ontology annotation, molecular function: DNA-binding transcription factor activity, RNA polymerase II-specific; transcription cis-regulatory region binding; zinc ion binding. Gene Ontology annotation, biological process: positive regulation of transcription by RNA polymerase II. The transcript has 8 exons. The record is from RefSeq and is a predicted model, not a curated record. Bases 1 to 4842 code for a protein of 1613 amino acids. Gene Ontology annotation, cellular component: nucleus. NCBI's taxonomy places the organism in Eukaryota, Fungi, Ascomycota, Dothideomycetes, Pleosporales, Pleosporaceae.